AUCACGAUUAAUCAGUAGCAAAGCCCAAGAGCCAAAAGAAGCCAAAGUCCUUUUCCUGCCUGAAGGUGUUGAGGACUGAGGAUGUCCAGGUCACCCCCAGAAUGAGAGCCCCAAACUGAGCAGGGGCAACUGGUAGCAGUUUUCUUGACAGUACAGUGGAGAUGAUACUAAGGAUGGGAUCAGGUGAGGAAGAAGAGCUAGAGCUGGGCCUCUGGGGCGGGUGCUCUCCCUUGGCGGGGCCCUGGGUCCUUACCCCUGCCCUCCAGCGUCUGCCCUGCCGUGACUAGCGUACAUGCUGACUGAUUAACAGGCAGCCUGCAGCAUGCCAGCCAGGCAGGCGGCACUAGUAUGCUAUCCAGAAGAGCCCUGUAGAACCUCGCUUCCUUGUAUUCUCUGUGCCACCUGCCUCUGCCCAGCUAUAAAAGGGCUCAAAAUUCAAAACAAGGCUUUCCUGGGCAUAUGCAGCAAACAGGUGAAUGCAUGUGUUCACACAUGCACUUUUCCCAAAUGCUCUCUUUAGUCCCAUCAUUCCCCACCAACCAGUCCUGAACUAAAUGCUUCCCAUUCUCUGGGUCUACCUCCUGUAAGACUCCACCCAGGGUAAAAGGACAGGGCUUUUAGCUUUGGGAGAGUCCUCUUCUCUCAGGUCCUGCCUUCCUGUCUGUCCCAGUCCAGUAAGAAUGCUGACCUGCCAGCCACCAUCCCAGCCUUGACUCCAGCAAGCUUAGGAGCGGCUCCCACCUGGGCUUCACCCCUGGGCUGUGGUGGAGACUUUGUCCUGUGUCCUCUGUUACCACUUAGAUUGUGUAGGGUGGCUGGGGCUUCACUGGGGCAGCUCACAUCUGCUUUUAUCUUGUGAAUGUGAUAAAAUGGUUUCUUCCUUGAUUAGAGCUCAAAAUGCAGCUCUCAGCUCUUCUGUAAUUGCUGUGCAUACUUCAAUGUCUUUGGUGCUGAGCAGGAAAGGUGCUUAGGCCCUUGGUGGGUCUCCGGACCUUUGUGUUACCCUGGGAUUGACUAGUGGUGCACACCACCACAUGCCAGACCCGCAGGAGGAAGAUCAGAUCAUCAGGUCAUCAGGUCAAGAGGCCAGAUGGGACUGCUGGCAGAGUGAACAUGCAGGCUGGGUCCUUGCUGUCCCCUGACUUAUUCCCUGCUGCCCACUGUGGGCCUGUCCACAGAAGGGACUUCAGUUGCCUCUGUUGCCAUUAGUCUCAGGACUUGGGCUCUUUUGUAACAGGUUGGGUGUGAGCUGGGUGCGAAUGGUCCAGGGUGUAACAGUCAGGGGCUGUCUCACACCACAUAACUUCUGCCUAAAGCUCACUCCUGGGUGGUGGCCUGAGAGGUCUUGCGAUGCUUGUGCCAUCCCACUGCCAACAAAACGUCCUCAGUGUCUGCAAGCCCGAGGGGACUGUUUCUUCAUGUUCUACCCUUCCCCGACCCCAGCUAGGGAGCCAAGGUGUGAUGGGUGCAACCAAGCAAGGCCGGUUUAAACAUUAAUGCAGCUGCCCAAAGGAGUGAGAGCCCCUGAGCCAGCGAGCUUUCCCGUGGCCCUGGGCUGAGCAGGUGGUGACAGGCGCCCAAUGGCUCAGUUUGCCCAGGUUCUGGCUGAAAUAGGCGACUUCGGUCGCUUCCAGGUACGGCUGCUGAUACUGCUGAGUGUGCCCAACUUCCUGUCCGCCUUCUACAUGUUUGCCCAGGUCUUCAUGGUCCUGGAUGAGGCCCACCACUGCUCCGUGGCCUGGGUCAAGAACCACACUUUGAACCUGAGUGCUGCUGAGCAGCUGGCACUGGGCGUGCCCCUGGACACCACUGGCAGUCCCGAGCCCUGCCUCAUGUUCCGGCCGCCCCCCGACAGUGCCAGCCUGGAGGACAUCCUCAGCCACCGCUUCAAUGAGACGCAGCCUUGCCAGGCGGGCUGGGACUACCCCGAAGGCAGGCCCCCAUCCCUAAAGAACGAGUUCAAUCUGGUUUGUGAUCAGAAGAGCCUGAAGGAGACCUCGCAGUCAGUGUACAUGGCUGGGCUCCUCACCGGCGCCCUCAUCUUCGGGCCCCUCUGUGACAGGAUUGGCCGCAAGGCCACUGUCCUGACGCAGCUGCUCCUCUUCGCUGUCCUCGGUCCCACCACAGCCUUUGUGCCCAGCUUUGCAUUCUACAUGGCCCUGCGCUUUGCUGUGGCUACUGCUGUUGCAGGGUACACCUUCAGCAACGUCGCCCUACGUGAGUAUCAGGGCCCUGGAGCCAGAGCCACGGAGCAGGCCUGGGGCAGCUGCAUCGCAGACCGCUGGUGGGGCCGCACCAGGCUUGCACACAUGGCCCGCCCGCUGGCCCCUGGGAACGCGGGGGUGGGAGGGCAGCAGUCUCAGCCUCUCUGUUCCCAGUCACAGAGUGGGUGGGGCCCUUGUGAGGGACUCGGGCUGUGGUGCUGGCCCACUGUGCCUUCUCCCUGGGGCAGAUGGUGCUGGCAGGACUCGCCUAUGGCAUCCGUAACUGGAGGUCUUUCCAGAUCGCCGGCACCACACCAGUCCUUCUGCUCUUCUUCUACUUCUGCUGGUCCGGGAGGACACAGGCCCCUCGGGGAAUGCCCUGGAUCUGAUCAGGCACCCACAGCUGCGGAAGGUGAUGCUGAUUCUCUCCUAUGUCUGAUCUUCCCAUGGUGGUCACUGUGCUGGCCGUGGUGGGGAAGUUUGCCACGGCUGCCAGCUUUACCAUCUCCUAUGUGUACUCUGCCAAACUCUUCCCCACCAUCAUCCGGCAGACAGGAAUGGGGCUGGUGGGCCUCUUCUCAAGGAUCAGGGGCAUCAUCACACCACUUGUGAUCCUGCUGGGCGAGUACCAGGUGGCCCUCCCUAUGCUCAUCUAUGGCAGCUUCCCCAUCGGGGCUGGCUUACUGUGUGCCCUGCUGCCAGAGACUCGUGGCCAGACCCUGAAGGACACCAUCAAGGACCUGGAGCAGGGGCCCCACCCACGGUCCCUGAAGUUGGCACCCUCAGAAAAGGUAGCAGAGGCCUUGGGAAGACCUUCUGGCCCCGGGCUGGACUUUGUGAGCAGCACGUACUUCUGACUGUGUCUCUGAAAGCAAGACCCGCAGUGGCAGGGGGCUGCCCAGCAUUCCCCUGGGAAGUCUGGCACCUGUGAGCAGACCAGCCUCGCUGAUCGGGCAGAAGUGACCUGGCCUAGGUGCCACCUCCUGGCUCCAGCACCCAGUCCCAGGAGCAUCUCCCACAGGACCCUGCCCAGUAUGCUGUUCUGGGUUAGGGUCUUGGGUUUAACUUGUUCUCUGACUGUCUUGUGGGGGUACAACUCCUCUGAUCCUCUCCACCUGGUGUCCCUUACUCUCAAAACAUAGUCAAGUCCAGAACAGUUAGGUGGGGACUUUCUAAGUAUAGGGGAAGUAGCUGCAGAAAAAAUGGGAAGUUGUGGAGGCUAUGCAGGCAGGUGGGUGAAGGGAAGGCUGUGGUCCCUCCCGGUGGCUGUGCCAGGCCCUCUGGCUAAGGUGGGAGCACUGGGGGCCCUUGAUCCUGCUGAGCAAGACUGUAUGUGCAGUCAAACCAGAGCUUCAGAGACUCCCCCACCUCCUGCCCCCUGCCUCAGUGCCGUCUAACUCAAGGCUCGGAGACCAGAAGUGGGGAGAGGGAGGAACUUGGCCCAGUCCCUGUCUGUGACACCUCCUGCCCAUGCCCUGCUGCUUCGGGCUGCUGUGCAGCCCACAGGGCAAGGGGAAGGGCAGAGGUGUUCACUUUGCAGGCCUGCACUGGCUGAUCCUCAAUCAGGGCACCCAUGCCCCACAACUUCUAAAGUUCACUCUUCACGGGUCACGCUUACAGGUUUCUCCAAGGUCCUCUGGGACCUCUGUAUUGUACCUUAAUACGUGUGAUGUGCUCUCUGCUGCCCUCAUGGACCCCACAGUGCCCUGCGUGUCUCCCAGAAGACAGCCCUCAGCAGGGCUCCCCUCCAACCACCUCGAGCCAGCCUACCUUCCCAGCAGCUACUUGGCGAAAUGAGCCCGGACCUGCCAGCCAGUGGCGGGAGAACUGGCUCGGCCUCCCCUUUUUCUGUCUUCAGUGGCACCUCCAGCCGACCUCCCACUGGACAGUGAGGCCCCACCCUCUCCUCAUAGGCACCCCAGCCCCAGGAAGCGGUCUUUCAGAGCCUCCCCUCACACUCACCUUCUCUGAUGGAGCCUGUGGGGAGGCUGGCGGCCCACCAGUUUUACUGUCUGUAAAUUCAGCGUAGAUGUGUUCAGCCCCUCUUUUGAAACAUGGGUAUCUAUUAGUCAUGUUCUCAGCUUUGAAGUGAUGGAGAAAAGUUCUGUUUAGCCCCCUGCUGUGUACCCAGUCAUGGAGCCCCAAGCUAAACACUGCUUAGGGACACUCAAAAGUCUUUCUUGACAUGAUGUGGCACCCAGGCUGAAACCUCCCACUUGGGGAAAACUUUAGGUGGGAGUUAGGAAACUGUCAUCUCAAAGCUGAAGGCAGUGUCGUCUGAGGUGUGGACAUUCACCUCCCUUUGAGGCAGAAUGGGCUUCAUUCCUGGAAAGAGACUUAACAGGUCCUUUGGUACCAGAAUAAAUGCAGACUCACCUAU
Messenger RNA from Manis pentadactyla (Chinese pangolin), 4584 nucleotides. It is a transcript of the gene SLC22A13, whose product is annotated as solute carrier family 22 member 13. Gene Ontology annotation, biological process: transmembrane transport. Lineage: Eukaryota; Metazoa; Chordata; Mammalia; Pholidota; Manidae. The transcript is spliced from 7 exons. The record is from RefSeq and is a predicted model, not a curated record. The coding region runs from base 1581 to 2816 and encodes 411 amino acids. Gene Ontology annotation, molecular function: transmembrane transporter activity.